GUGAUCAGAAUCAGAUUUAUGGAGGCAGCACUUCUAGUUGCCGGAAGGUCGGCAGUUUGAGCUCCGGGACACAGCUGUCGAUUAUGAAGGCGGCUCCUAAGAUGCGGCACCUCCGACCUGUACAUGCGUUUACCCUGUCACUAUGUCUUCAAACUACUCUAGUAGAGGUUAUUAGGACGUCCAGGAUUUCGUUACGUAAGUUACGGCUCUUUCAAAUACGCAUAAAAUACCAGUUUCACGUAUCAUACUUCGGUCACUCUUCUUACUUUAAAGCUGAGGAUAUAGUCGGCGAGGUGGAGCAGGACGUUUAUCGAUACUAUAGAUUUGCAGAUCAGUACGAGGCUUCCAUCCGGAGAGAUGUCUUUCGUGAAUUAAUAGCACGUUUUAGGGAGCUGGCAAAAACCUUAGAGGGCUACAUUCGAUCGGAAUACACGAUACAGGGAUUCAACGAUGACGAGCCCUUGUUUCCGAUAUACAUUCAUCCCGUCAAAGAACGUUACGACGCCAAUAAGGUGAAUGGAAAAAUUCUCGGAUACGUCCAGUUUCGUUACCUCUAUUACAUCAGCACUGUAGACAGACUGAGGGCGGAACAACUGGCCCCUCCAGAAGUCGCAGAAACGUUUAACACAGAGUAUGGAAAAGUGAUGCUUAGCAUAAUGAAGCUUCUCGACUACAACCGGAGCAGGACAAGUGGAAAGGACUAAUACUGCGCACUGGUAAAAUGCGCCCAGGAGUAACUAUAUGCAUGUGCUAAUGACCAUGGACAUUUUAUUGGGAUGCCCAAGUUGUGCAGGUGUCAUGAAAGGGAAAUAAACAUCAGAAUGGUGAGAUGUUCCCACGAAA
Molecule: messenger RNA, 843 nt
Organism: Ornithodoros turicata
Lineage: Eukaryota; Metazoa; Arthropoda; Arachnida; Ixodida; Argasidae
Exons: 16
Coding region: 84-704 (206 amino acids)
Source: RefSeq, a predicted model, not a curated record